Messenger RNA from Paramecium tetraurelia, 1155 nucleotides. RefSeq lists its product as uncharacterized. The record is from RefSeq and is a predicted model, not a curated record. Gene Ontology annotation, biological process: RNA processing. Gene Ontology annotation, cellular component: nucleus. The transcript is spliced from 7 exons. NCBI's taxonomy places the organism in Eukaryota, Ciliophora, Oligohymenophorea, Peniculida, Parameciidae. Gene Ontology annotation, molecular function: RNA binding.
AUGCAAAGUAAUUGUAUUUUGAAGCCACUCUAAUUGUAACCUUAGAAACCUCUUAAACCAUUGGCUGGAAUGCAAUAAAAUUUAAAUGAGCAUUUGAAUAACAUCUAGAACAUAAUCCCUUAUCAAUUUGUUGAUAAAAACAGUCCACAUAUCACUAUUUCUGGAUUGACUCCAAAGAUAACAGAGUAAUCUCUAAGGAUAGUAUGUGCAGAGUACGGAAAUGUUGUGAGAAUCUAAUUACGAGCAUACUAUAAGGACGCUUAGGCUUAGAUAGUAGCUAAUGUUACAUAUGAAAAUGCAUAAUCAGCAUAGUAUGCUUAUAUGGAGUUAUAGAAGAAGGUGGAAAAUGGAUUUCAUUUUCAACUUUACUAUGGAGGUCCAUGUUAUCAAAACACAUCUAAAAUAGUGAAAAUAAAGUUACCAAAUCCAUAGAUAAGAGGGACAAUUGAUAAAUUGGCUAGAUAGGUAAUUAAGGAAGGAGUGCAAUUUGAGUAGACGAUAAAGUAGAGAGAGAUUAAUAAUAAUAAAUAUGCAUUUUUAUUUUUGUAAUCUGAAGAGAAUGAGUAUUAUAAAUGGAGGGUCUAUUCAUUUCAGAAUGGAGAUGAUGAAAAAUAGUGGAAGUAAGAGCCUUAUUAUUUCAAUUUAAAUGAAUGCAUUUACAUUCCACCUUCAAUAGAAGUAGAGGAGCCACCUUCAUUUGCCAAGAAGGAAUUGGAAAAAGCUUAAAGUAAAUGUAAUUUUAUGAUUACAGUCACAACCAAAAACAAGAAAAUGCAAUAUUAAGUGUUAGAAGAUUAGGAUAGAUUUACAUUUAGUCAAAUGUUGAGGGAAUUGAAUACACAGAAACACACUAUAGGGAAGGCAAUGGUUUUUUGUAUUGACCAUUAGGACUGUCCAGCAGAUCUGAUGUUGAUUUUAGAGGAGUCUCUCUUAAAUGAUUCGACAUGGUCAAUGAAACUUGCUCGUUUGUAUUUGAUUUCAGAUAUUUUGAAUAACUGCAAUCAGAAUUUCAAGAGCUAUAUCUAGUGGUGUUUGCCUAAGAUUUUUAGUAAUUUGGAUCAGUUGCUGCCUUAUAAAGAGAAAGUAAUGUGUUGUGUAAGAUAAAUAAAAGAUUUUGAAAUUGUUGUAAUGUUGGAGAGAGUAGAAUUUGUUUGA